Messenger RNA from Linum trigynum, 5792 nucleotides. NCBI's taxonomy places the organism in Eukaryota, Viridiplantae, Streptophyta, Magnoliopsida, Malpighiales, Linaceae. The record is from the annotation of a GenBank genome assembly.
CCUAACCAUAUACUUUAUACCGUAAACAACGAACCAUCAAAGAUUACUUAUAAAGUUUACUAGAAUUGUUGUGACUUCAAUCAUAACUCUACUCGAUAACCUAUACCCUAUACUCGGGUUGCGAUUUGUUCGGUUCAGCGCAUCAAAUUAGUUACUUCUGGCUCGUUAAUACAACAUACACAUUUUUUUUACACUAACUAAAACAUCUUUCAGAAUUUUUAGCCAACUUAAUGAUGUUCACCUAUGAUGAUGUUAACUAGUCUCGAGUAGUUUUAUGUUAGAAUUUUGUGUCGGGUAGGCAAGCCAACAGAUCUUUUGAAGCCUUCCCAAAUCCCAUUGUAAUUCGAGGAGGAAGCUGCUCAUGUGGUUGCUCAAGGGUGAGACUUUGAGUAGAUAAAUCAUAAACAUAGCCACCUGAGCCCUCUGAGUAGAUAAAUCAUAAAAGGUCUCUUCAUUUGCUUGAAGAAUUGGAAAAUAGUGAUGUCUGUUGUUGUAAUGUUACAAGAAGAGUUUCCCUACUCUUUUUUUUUUUUUUGCUUUUGUAUUUGAUCAAGUAUGAGUCCAUUAAUUUUAGAUUUACCUAUUAUUUUCUAAAUGAUGUUACCAUUGUCGGAAAUGAUGAAUUCCAAUGCUGUUGAAUGAUUUUAUGAAUGUAGAGGGAAGGGAAUGGAAGGAGAGUAGUAGAUUGUUAAUGAAGAUUAUUAUGGUAUUUGCUUUUUUAUGUUACCAAAUACCAUAUCAAAAUAAUUAAUUGAUUUUUUCAUCCAAACAAGAUAAUUUAACUCCCAAUUUCUCCAAAUAACAUACAAAUACCACAUGUACAAAAAGUGAGUUAUUUCACCUUACAUAUACCAAAUUGAAAAUUAACCCAUCCAAACAACCCCUAUAUAUUAUAUAAUAUUGUAAUUAUUCGGGUCAAAAGGAUGGUUUCGGGUUAGUCGGGUUUGAGUCAAUCGGGUUGCGGGUUAGUUGGGUUCGGGUUUAAUCGGGUUGCAGAUCAGCAGAUUCGGGUUUAAUCGGGUUGCGGGUUGAUCAGGUUACGGGUCAUUGACUUUUAGUCAACUUGGGUUGCGGUCGGGUUCCAGGUUGGGUAAAACGGGCGGGUUACUUAGGUCGGGUUAUGUUUUGACAAUUAUAGAUUUCAUGAUGGAAUUGGUUAAUUAGAUUUGUAUGUAUAAAGUGAAAUUUACCUUUAUUGAUAUGAGAAGAGAAAUGAAAUAGAAGGGGUAGUUUGGUCUUAAAUGAUGGACUUCAAAGUCCAUGAUCAAUUCCCACCUAAAUAUUUGAAACUUUCAAGUCCGUGGGGUCCACGGAUUUGGACCCUUAAAGUUCGUGGGACCCACGGAUUUGUUGCCUCCUAUUGCAUGAAGCAAACAAUGGAUUUCGGACAAAGUCCAUGAUGGAUCCAAAAUCCUCACCAAAUCCAUCACCAAAUCCACCAAGCAAACAAGUGUCGGGAUACGAAGGUUAAGAAUCGUUUGCGUCGUUUAGGAUUUCAGGACUCUAUUAUAGUUAGUCCGGUUAAUACUGCAGUGGUAUGGCAGUGGCUUGGACCUCUGAAGUAGUCUGUACUGUUUAGCGUCAGUCUGAAUCUUUUCUAUUUGUGAAUAGUGUUCAUAAGGUUUAUGGAGCUAUACUCUUUGUCUUUGUUCAUCUUGCUUGUAAUGAAGAUCAGCGUUUGGCUCAAUUAAAUGAAAUUUCCGUUGGUCUUUUUUCUAUUGCCUUGUCAUAUUUCAUUUUUGGUGACUUUAAUUGCCUCUUCUAUGCUAUUGAGAAGGUUGGUGGCCGACCCCCAACUCCUCACGCUUUGUCAAUGUUGCAAAAUUUUCUUGAUCGUCAUAUAAUUUGCAGGAUCUUGGAUUUCAAGGGAUUCCUUUUACUUGGUCGAAUAGACGCUCAUCCACUGAUCACAUUAUGGAGAGACUCAAUCGAUGUUUGGCUACCUCAUUGGCUCUCUCCUCCUGGGUGGGUAUGAAAGUUCUUCAUCUUUCUGAUUUAGGCUUUGACCAUCGAAUGCUUUGUCUCCAAAUACAUCCGGCAACGGCAAGGACUAAGGCCAACUUUUAUUUCGAUUGUCGUUGGAUUGUCAACCUUGAUGCAAUACCCUCCGGGAGGCUUACAGGAGGAAAUAUAUUGGCAACAGAAGUCGCGGGUUCAUUACCUCAUGGAAGGAGACUCGAAUACUCAAUUCUUUCAUCUCACGACUUUAGGCAGAAGACGCAAGAAUCAUAUUUUAGUCUAGUGAGAUGAGAGUGACGUACAUACGGAAGAGGCUGCUAAAGGUUAUGUAGUUGUUAGCUAUUUCCAAUACUUGUUUAGAUUUGAAUGUUCACACAUAGCGUCUUUUGUGGAAUGCUUACGAUUGCCGCAGCUGGUUACUCCUGCCCUAAAUGCUACAUUGGUAACCCCAUUUACCAGAGAAGAGGUAAGGGCGGCUGUGUUUUCAAUUGGUGAAUACCAAGCUCCAGGUUCGGAUGGCUUUAUAUGUAUGUUUUUUCAAUCUUUUUGGGGUUUGGUAGGUGAUUCUGUUGUGGCGCCAGUUCUGGAAUUUUUUCAAUCGAUUCACUUGCUUCCUAAUUUUAAUCAUACUUGGAUAACCUUAUUACCAAAAGUACCUAAUGUAGAGACAAUGCGUCAGAUGCGCUCAAUUGGUUAUGCAAAGUUCCUUACAAAGUCAUAUCGAAGAUUUUGACUGCUAGACUGAGGAAAGUUUUACCUAAAGGUAGUAGGGCCUUUCCAAAAUGGUUUUAUAAAGGGUAGUUGACAUAAGAUAAUAUUUUGGUCGGGCAGAAAGUCAUGCAUUUUUUGAAAACAAAGUCCCAAUGCCGAGAUAAAUGGAUGGCCUUGAAGUUAGAUAUGGAGGAAGCUUAUGAUAGGGUAGAUGAGAGUUUCUUUUCGCUAUUAUGUGUAAUAUGGGUUUCUGUGACCAAUGGUUGAGCUGGUUGAAGGCUUGUGUCACUACAGUCUCCUUCUCAGUUUUGCUAAAUGGAGCCCCUCAUGGUUUCUUUCAUCCUGGAUGUGGUUUAAGACAGGGAGAUGCCCUUUCCCCUUCACUUUUUGCUCUUUAUGCUUAAGGUUUCUCUACAUUGAUUAACCAAGUUGUUGAAGCUAAUUUUCUCCAUGGGUUGAAAAUUCAUCAUCGCUGCUCACAGUUGUCACAUUUAUUUUUUGCAGAUGAUUCGUAUCUUUUUCUUCAUGCUACCAUCUCCGAAUGCAAUAAUUUACUUACUCUUCUUGCUUCCUAUCAACAGUUCAGUGAUCAAAAAGUGAAUCUUCUAAAAUCUACUGCUUCAUUCAAUGCUAAUGUAUUAGAGAGGAGGCCAAUUCUAUCAUUUCAUUGUUGAGUGUUGCUCCCAAUGGUUCAACAUAUCGCUCUAUAGGUUUACCAACAAGAAUUUCCAUAUCUAAAUUGGAAACAUUCCAGUACAUUGAGGAUAAUUUGGUUGCUCACCUUCAACAAUGGAAAUCCAAGGCCCUUUCUUAGGCUGCCAAAGAAACGUUACUUAAGUCUGUUGCUACUGCUCCUCCUGCUUAUGCUAUGCUUAGCUUCAGAAUGAUUGUUACCUUUUGUCGUAGGCUUAAUGAUCACUUGGCUAGGUUCUGGUGGGGUCAACAAGAUCAGAGGGAGAGUAUGAAGUGGACAUCAUGGCGUGCUAUAUGUCGUCACAAGAUUCUAGGUGGACUCGGUUUUCUUGACUUCAACAACAAUAAUAUUGCACUUCUUGCAAAGCAGGCUUGGAGAAUCUUACAAAACCCGGAUAACAUGCUUACAGUCAUGUAUAAGGCCAAAUAUUUUUUCCAGACUUUAUUUUUGCAGGCGGUUUUAGGGUCUAGGACUUCUUGGGAUUGACACGGUAUUUUGGAAGGUCUUGAUCUAUUGUUGCAAGGCAUUGGGUGGAAAAUAGGGUCUGGUACCUUGGUCCACACGACAGAGGAUGUCUGGCUUCCAAAAACUCCACCCUUUCGUCCUCGGUUGCUUCCGCAAGUUUGUCUUCAUACGUCUCAAGUUUCUUCUUUGAUUGACCAUUCAGUGGGUGCAUGGAGGCUGCCACUUCUGUACUUCUUAUUUGAUCUGGAAACGGUAAAGGUAAUCUGUAACAUCCCUUCACCUACUUUUCCCAUGACUGAUCGUAUUGUUUGGCAUUAUGAAAAUUCCGGCGAAUAUUAUGUUAAGUCGGGUUAUCAUCUCGGCUCAACUGAUUUUGUUAGAGACCUUUCUACCACACCAAGUCUCUUUGAUUCCAAGUCUUGGAAAGAUAAACAUAUAUAAACAACAUGAUUAAUUGACAGCUCCUUCCUCCUUGUCAACUAAGUAUCUUCACUCUCCACUCCACAAUAUCAACUUCAUCUCCACUCAAUAAUAUCAACUUCAUCGUACACAAUUAGAAAGAUCAAAUUAGACAUGACUCCACAAACAUAAAAAAGAUUAGUUGUUUAAGGAAGAUAUAUUGUUUGGGUAAAUUGCAAGGUUGGUCAUUGGGAUUACUAAAAACGUUCAAGUUUGGUCAAUAAAAAUGUUUAAUUCCAUUCAUGGUCACUAGAUUUAGUAAAACAUGUCAUGUUUGGUCACUCUCCGUCCAACUCCGUUAAUUCUGUCUGAUGUGGCAUUAACUCUAAGAGUUGACCGUUAAAUGUAUGACGUGGCAAUUAAAAAAUAAAAAAAAAUUUAAAUUUCCACAUCAUUUUUAUAAAUAAAAUUAAAAUUAAAAAUUAUACAUUUUAAUUCUCUAAACCUCACCCCUUUUUCUCAUACCCGAGAUUUCUAGCUCUCACAAAUCCCAAAUCCUGGGCCGCGACGAAGGGGAAGGAAUGGCGAGCAGUGGGAUAUGGAGGGUUGGUUGCGCAGGAGCAGUGUACUGUAGCGAGGGAAGAACAGGUGAGGUGGAGCUCUCAACUGGAAGCCGACAAGCCCACUACCCGAGCCACCGCGAUGGGUCGGAGUGUAGACGACGGUGGGCGGGCUAAUUGCAAUCCGCAGAAGAGAGAGCGUGAUCGGCGUGAAGCCCGACCACACAAACACAAUGGUGACUGACUGGUGAGAGUCCUCCUUCUCCUCCCCAUCAGCCCUUCGUAUAGGUGAGCCAACACCCAGAAUAGUCUCGGUGCCCUCUUCCCCCUAGAAUCCACCGACCUUGUACUGUAAAUACAUCAAACUCCCUGUACCACGAACAGAGGCUUCAGGAAUUCCUUUCGCUUGAAAUUGACAAGUGGAACGGGUGGAUGCUUGACGACUUUGGCUAGGGAACAGGUGCGCUUGAAAUUGACAAGUGGAACAGGGGCCAGUCGCAUACCAAGGCCACCGUUUCUCAUCCACCGCCAGUCACCGUCAUACACGAGAGCUUCGCUACUUUCCCGUUUUGGCCGGUUGAUUGGUUAGAUUUAAGGUUAAUCUUGCUUUUGCAUGUUCCUAUUUUCAUGAAGCCUUUUCUUUUCAUGAUUCGCCUGUGAAGCUUUUCAACGAAAUGGGCUCCUUAUUCCAGAACCCCAUUUUUAAUCUGAAUCUUCUAGUUCCCUGGGCACUGGGUUUCUUUCAAUUCAUAGAGGUAUUUGGAUUAGCAGAUAUUGACUUGGGGAGGAUACAAAUUGUAGUAGUUGCUAUGGCGCAACAAAUCGCCUCUUCAUCCCUCACUACUUCAAUCGUUGUCACCGCUGCUCCGGCGCAACCAACCCUCUGUCUCCCGAUGUUCGCCAUCUCUUCCCCUUUGUUGCGGUCCAGGAUUUAGGAUUUGUGAGGGCUAGAAUUUCGGGUCUGAGAGUUGGUGAGGUUUAGGAAAUGAAUUAAGUUUUUAUUU